This is a messenger RNA of Nothobranchius furzeri (turquoise killifish), 1377 nucleotides long. RefSeq names its product chromatin accessibility complex subunit 1 (gene chrac1). Gene Ontology annotation, molecular function: protein heterodimerization activity. Gene Ontology annotation, biological process: DNA-templated DNA replication; chromatin remodeling. Gene Ontology annotation, cellular component: CHRAC; nucleus. NCBI's taxonomy places the organism in Eukaryota, Metazoa, Chordata, Actinopteri, Cyprinodontiformes, Nothobranchiidae. The record is from RefSeq and is a predicted model, not a curated record.
CGUAAAGACCACCAAAGAAAUUGAAGACGGCGAAGAAGAAAGGCGUCACUCUUCAAAACAAAACUUAAAGUUCAGUCAUUCUUGUCCUUUGUCCAAACAGAAAUGUCUCGAAACAACCCAAACAAAGACAGCCAGACGCCGGACGCCAAAAAGUCCAUCUCUCUCCCGGUGUCCCGGGUCAGACUGAUCAUGAAGAGCUCUCCGGAUGUCUCCAGCAUCAACCAAGACGCGCUGUUCCUCACCACCAAGGCUACUGAGCUGUUUGUGCAGCAUCUGGCCCUGUCCUCCUUCAACAACGGCUCCGGGAAGGACAGCAACACCCUGGAAUACAGCGACCUAGCUAAAACCACCGAGGAGAACGAGACCUUCCACUUCCUCACAGAUAUUUUGCCGAAGAAGAUCUUGGCUCGAGAUUACCUCAAGACUUUGGAGCAGAUGCAAGAAGAAGAAGAAGAAGAAGCUGAUCUUUGACAUGAAAGCCACUUUCCCUGAGAAACAAACACCGUCUCCAUGGUCUGCACGGUUUCUCUGACCUUCUGGUGGUCCGAGAGGAUCCCCUGGACUUCCUGUCUGGCCUGGUGGUUGUACGAAACCCCCGCGUCCCCCACUCCGCUCAAAGUGGACACGGCCUGCAGGGCGGCCCUGUUCUGCAGAGCCAGCAGACGGGACUUGGCAAACUCCUCCGGCUCUGCCACGUUUUCCCAGCAGACUGGAGGGUGAGGCGGUAACCAGAAACGCUGUGUGCAGUUGACUCCUUGUCCUGGGGAGUUUAUCACAAAGGGGCUGUCGGCUGGGAGCAGGUGCAGCAGAGACGAUCCAGAACCCAGCUCCCAGUCCUCAAAGUCUGCUUCCCCAGAUUGUUGCUCCGAGGGGACCGUAGGAGCUGCUGAGUCUGCAUCCUCAGGAGAGCAAAAACCCAGAAGGAGGCAGCAGGAGAAACGCAACCAGAACAUCUCCAACGAUCCUGAAACUAAGAUGAAGAUGUUGUCUAAAGGAAAGACAGAACAAACGACAAAGAGCUGAGGUUUGAGUUUUCCACAGGCCAGCAGGAACAUGCAUGAGUGAAGGAUCAUUUACUACCAACUGUUGCCAUGCACCUUCAAAAUAAAAGCCCCAAAGGUGUUGAGACAAACCAGACUUAAAGCAGUUUUUAUCUAGGCUGAUCUAUUUACUCACUAAAGACUUCAAAUUGAAAAGAAAUCCAGCUAAAGCUCACCUGUUUCCUAAACACUUAAAACAAUUCCAGUUACAGGAAUCAGCGUUGGUGUUCAGAAAUGAUCUUACCUUUUAGAAAGGCGGCAGAGCAGUGUGUGUGUGUGUGUGAGUGUGUGUGUGUAAAAGAGCUCAUCUGGAGCCUGGAGCUGUUGGAAAGAAUGA